CCAAACAUGGAUCGUAUAGGAAAGAUUGUCUUUUAUGAAGACAAAAACUUCCAAGGUCGCAACUAUGAGUGCAACAGCGACUGUCCCGAGCUCAACACCCACUUCAACCGCUGCAACUCAGUCCGGGUGGAGAGCGGCUGCUGGGUGAUGUACGAGAGGCCCAACUACAUGGGCUCCCAGUACGUCCUCACCAAAGGAGAGUACCCCGACUACCAGCGCUGGAUGGGCUACAAUGACAGCAUCAGGUCUUGCCGCAUCAUUCGAAACACCACUGGCCAGUUCAAGGUGCGUGUCUAUGAGCGUCCCGACUUCAGCGGUCAGAUGCAGGAGUUCACCGAGGACGUGUCCAACCUGCCCGACCACUGGCGCUGCCGCGAGGUCCCCUCCGCCCACGUGAUGGACGGCGCCUGGGUCUUCUUUGAGCACCCCAACUACCGGGGCCACCAGUACCUGCUGGAGAGAGGAGAGUACCGCCGCUUCACCGAGUGGGGAGCCAUGCAUCCCACCGUGGGGUCCCUCCGCCGCGUCCAGGACUUUUAG
Molecule: messenger RNA, 540 nt
Organism: Lampris incognitus (smalleye Pacific opah)
Lineage: Eukaryota; Metazoa; Chordata; Actinopteri; Lampriformes; Lampridae
Product: gamma-crystallin M2-like
Exons: 3
Coding region: 7-540 (177 amino acids)
Biological process (GO): visual perception; lens development in camera-type eye
Molecular function (GO): structural constituent of eye lens
Source: RefSeq, a predicted model, not a curated record